GGCGGCGCCUGCGCAAGCAAUCGAAUACCUUCGGUUCGUAAAAGUGAUCAAACACACCGCGGACAUCGUAGUGACCGCUUUGGAACGUUAAAAUCGUACAAUUUUCUUUUGUUUUUUAUGUUUUCGUGAACGUAUGGGUCCGAAUUUUGGUAUAUACGCGAAUGUGUUUCGAGUUUAGUUCGACUUAAUCAGAUUAUUCGUCUGUGAUACAGUGUGAGUUAAAAAGACACGAUUAAUAGUUCUUGGAAUUAAACUAAGAAAGGUUCACCUGUGUGAUAUCUUGUAAGUAAAGAUAUUAUGAUGUCGCCGACGGCAACAAAUGCAAACGGCGUCAACACAGGUCUAGAUUGCAAAAGCCAGUGCUCCUCUCUUUCGGAUGGGGAAAAUUACGAAUGGUCAGGAGAAGGUGCAGACAUGGAUGCGGAUUCUGGGAUAUCUAGUGAAAAAAACAUUAGAGAAAUAAAUGGUAAUGGAACAAACAGUCCCAAUGGUAUAAACAGAAAUACUUGGUUAAGAACCAGCUUAAGGAGGUCUUCCCCAAAUCAUCAAGAUUUGCCACAUAGAAGAUGGGGGUCAUUUAGAGUCAAUGGAAAAAGACAGUUAGGUUCCAGUGCGUUGGCAAGUGAACUGUACCGCAGCUCCAGCUUCAACUCUUCAGGGAGAAGCAGCAAUUGUGACACUGCCGAUGAUAUGUACUCAGAUGCUUCAUUAGAAGAAGAUGUUCAUGAUCUUCACCACAAGUUCCAAGUUCUUCAACAACAAGUAGGUGUUUUAACAGAUUCCGCUCACCAAAAUGAUGAAAGGUAUACAAGAGUUAAAUCCGAAAAUGCCUCGCUACAAGCAAGAAUUAUUAUGCUUGAAGAACAACUUCGAGAUACUGAGCUGAGAUAUGAAGAAAAAUUACAAGAUGAACAAAGAAGAUCCAAAGAGUUACUUAGCAGGUUGGACAGAGAAAAACAACUGCAACUGGAAAACGCCAGCAUUCGGCUACAGUCAGCUGAAGUUGAGUCUGGAAAUUUCAAGGAAGAAGUGGUGAGACAGCGUACCAGAAUGGAUAAAUUGGAGACGGAACGAAGAGAACUCACCGACCAGAUACAAGAUCUCACCAACGAAAUUAUCACUGCUAAGGAACAAGUUACUAGUUUUAGAGAAAAGGAGAGAAGACUGAACCAAGAACGUGAGGCUCAAGUCCACCUCUUGGAAGACCUAUCGAAAGAGGUGGAGCGCCUGCGAUCGGAAAAGAGAACACCUGCAUUACCGACAACGUCACCAGAGGCUCUGCGCCUCGAGGAGUUGCACGAAGAGAUGAACACGUUGCGUGCGGAAAAUUCGCAUUUACAGGAGGCGAACGAGGAGCUGCAAGCGAGCCUUUUGCACGCCGGGCUUGAACAGGGCAGGAUACUUACCGCGGGCGAGAACAAUCUUGCCGCGGAGAUGAACGCAAUGUCAAAGGAUGAGAGUUUACCACAAGACCAAGAGUCUAUAGCUAAGAUCCAACAAGCACUCAAGGAGCAACAAGAGGACAAUGUAAGAUUGAGAAGCUACAUAGAUGGGAUUUUACUAAACAUUGUAGAAAAUCACCCGCAAUUGCUUGAAGUUAAACAAAGAUCUGUUUAAUCUCUUAAACAAUUAACUUUAAGGUGUAAAUAUGUUUGUAUAUAAAACUAGGCAAAUUAAAUCGAAUUCUAUAUACACAUGGAGUAUAAAAAUACUUUGUUGCUUUUUUUGUAAGAUUAUAGUCCGUCCAUUUUGUGAUUAGACACUGUGAUUAGUGAUUAAGGACUAAUAAUUUUAAAGCUGUUUUUGUAAAUUAAAGAUUUUAUAAACUGAGAAAUAUUUUUAUUAGCUUUUUAAUUAAAAUAUUUGAGACUGUCUCAAAUAGCCAAACGAAUCAUAUUAAAUAUGUUAAAU
Messenger RNA from Brassicogethes aeneus, 1911 nucleotides. The record is from the annotation of a GenBank genome assembly. NCBI's taxonomy places the organism in Eukaryota, Metazoa, Arthropoda, Insecta, Coleoptera, Nitidulidae.